AUGACCUUCCUGACUCUGACGCCUUGGUCGCGCCGUAAUGCGUAUGACGAGGAUGGAAGGGUCUGGUAUGAGGAGUGUAUCUCGGCCAGAUUUAUUCGGCCUAUUGAAGUGAAGAAGGUAUCAGCUGGGCCGCCUCGACCAAGUGCCCCGGCCGUGGCCGCCCCCAGGGUGACGGCCCCUCCCCUGGCUAGAUCAGCGGCCGUGGCCUCCACCGCGGCCCCAGCUCCCAGGGCGACGCCUGUGGUGGGGGCACGAAAGACGCUGGCACACAGGACCGUGCCGUCCUCUCUGCCAGCUCGACCGACCACUGCUGCGGCCUCGGGUCGCAAGAGGAGCCAAGAGGCGUCGGGUACUGAGGCCGCACCGGCCCAGAGUGCCGCGGCCGAAAUGGCGGCCUCGCAGCGGCCGAGGAAGAGGAACCUUUUUACCUCCUCGAAGGGCAGAGGUGAGGAGGAGGCUCCUCCUGUGAUCAUGAGUGAGGCCCCCCCUGCGAUCGACGUGGCAAGAGUCAAGGAGGAGGCUACGGUCGAGGUGCCGUUUGUAAAGGAAGCGGCCGCUGCCCACAUGGUGGUCGAGGAGGUGGGAGCCGCAGAGGCGACGGUUGAGGAGGCGGCCACUGCCGAAGAAGUGGCUGAGGCGCUGGAUGCUGAGAUUGCGCCCGCAGACGUGCCGCCUGCCGAGGAGACUGCAGAAGGGGCUACCGAAGAGAUUGCCGAGGAAGUCGCCGAGGGAGCUGCCGAAGAGGUCGCCGAUGAGGGCGGCGAGGAGGCCAAUGAAGAGGCCGCUGAGGAAGCAACCGACGAGGCCGCCGAAGAGCCUGCUGUGGACAUGCCAAGUGGGCCUUUGCCGUCCACCCAUCGUCGCCCAAGCGGCAUCUCUUUUCGCUCGCCUCCCCAAUCGUCACCGCCGCUGGCCAUGGUUGCCGCGACCAUGCCUCCUAUACCGUCGUUCCAGGACUCAACGGUCGUGGCCGAGCCAGUGAUGACUAGAGCCACGGUCGUGAGUGUGCCGAGUCUCCUGCGGACUAUUUCUGUGGAGGCCACCUCCUCCAAUGAUCUUGAGGAGCUAUACGCCAGCCUCCAUGAGGAAGGGGGAAACUCGGCCUCGGCUCCCUUGGACGAGGAUUCCAAGACCGUUAUUGAACGGCUCCGGGAGUUCCUUCUCCUUGAUGUUCGGCAAAUGACCGCCGUUGGGUCGAUUACGGAGUUUAGGUCCUGCUUGGAUACGGCCAUGGCGCUCGGUCUGCUCGACUUGGCUCAACUGGAUGAACUGCAAGCCCGUCUGGCCGAAGGUGAGGAGAUGAUCGGCCGGUAUGCUGAGGCUGUCACGCGGAUGGCCGAGGGGAGCUCGCUCGAGCAGGAUCUGGAGGUGAUUAAAGAACAAGUUCAACCUGCAAUGGCCCGAAUGAAAGAAAAUGACCUCGUCGUCCAACGAGAGAAUGAAGAGCUUGCGCAGGUUGAGGCCCAGAUUACCGAGCUCCAGGUUCGCUGA
Prunus avium (sweet cherry) is the source of this 1491-nucleotide messenger RNA. The record is from RefSeq and is a predicted model, not a curated record. Lineage: Eukaryota; Viridiplantae; Streptophyta; Magnoliopsida; Rosales; Rosaceae.